AUGCCACGCAUUCUGUGGCUGCUGCCCACGCUCGUGGUUCUGAUCCAGGCGACCCCCCCGUUCCCAUUCGGGGGUGGGGUCAGUCAGGUCUACGAAACAACCGAUACUCUCCCGCUGCCCAACUUGGGCAAUAUUGUUGCACACGAUCCCAACAUAGUUCAGUCCAAUGGCUACUACUAUCUCUUCAAGGGUGAUCCACAUAUCCCCUUUUUCAAGGCUGCCAAUAUGAGCGGACCGUGGGAGCUGGUUGGCCAUGUCUUCAACCAAGCCAGCAUUAUCCAGCACAAGGGGAGCCGCAAACGACCCUGGGCUCCGACGACCAUCGAGCACAAUGGCACGUUUUACUGCUAUUACACGCUCAGCACACAUGGCUCUCGCGACAGCGCCAUUGGCGUCGCCACGACGACUACCCUGGACGGCAGUGCGUGGACAGACCACGGCGCAGUGAUUGAGACAGACGGGGGCAAGGACUCGCUCGUUUACCCGUUCAACAUCACCAAUGCCAUCGACCCAUCUUUCAUCACCGAUCAAACGACCGGCGAAUCCUACCUGAAUUGGGGUAGCUUCUGGAACGAUAUCUGGCAGUUGCCGCUCUCAGCAGAUUUAUUAUCGGUCAAGAAUCGUACGGACCCAGACGCCGUGCAGCUGAGUUUUAUCCCGCACAAAAAGUCAAAGCCCGAGGAGGGGUCGUGGAUGAGCUACCACGACCCAUAUUACUACGUUACAGCAUCCGGGUUGGCCGGUCGCGAAACGUGCGAGGGCCCCUUCGUGGACAAGGACAAUAACCUCCUCCUUGAUGGUGGGGGCACGAUUGUCUAUGCCUCGAACCAUGGCAAGGUCUAUGCCCCCGGCGGAGUGGGCGUUGUGUCGGGCAUGAAUGCCUCCACGUCCGAUAUUCUUUAUUUUCAUUACCUGAACACCUCAAUUGGCUUUACAGAUGAGGUAUGCAUGCCAGAAACCUGGAACCGGAUGGGUGGGGAACUAACAACGUUUCCAGGAUGCCCAUAUGGGCUGGCUCUAUCUCAAUUAUACCGACGGCUGGCCGGUCGCAGUCCAAACGGAAGACAGCAGCAACGCGAGGUCGUUGCACUGCCUACCUCGUUGGUCCUAUUGGACGAUGUUGAUGAGUAUGUGGAGUCCGCAAGAGGAUUUGAAAUGUGGAGUUGCUAA
Molecule: messenger RNA, 1170 nt
Organism: Penicillium lagena
Lineage: Eukaryota; Fungi; Ascomycota; Eurotiomycetes; Eurotiales; Aspergillaceae
Exons: 2
Coding region: 1-1170 (389 amino acids)
Biological process (GO): carbohydrate metabolic process
Molecular function (GO): hydrolase activity, hydrolyzing O-glycosyl compounds
Source: RefSeq, a predicted model, not a curated record